Molecule: messenger RNA, 3222 nt
Organism: Cyphellophora attinorum
Lineage: Eukaryota; Fungi; Ascomycota; Eurotiomycetes; Chaetothyriales; Cyphellophoraceae
Product: Catechol 1,2-dioxygenase
Exons: 5
Coding region: 1-3222 (1073 amino acids)
Biological process (GO): catechol-containing compound metabolic process; DNA-templated transcription
Molecular function (GO): zinc ion binding; ferric iron binding; DNA binding
Source: RefSeq, a predicted model, not a curated record
AUGGGCAGCGCCGCUCCCAAGUACGACCCAAACUUCACACAGCAUGUCAUUGAUGCGACUGGCCCUAAGGCCAACCCUCGUGUCAAGGAGGUCCUCUCCAGUCUGAUCCGCCAUCUUCACGACUGGGCGCGAGAGGUAGACCUCACGGCGGACGAAUGGAUGGAAGGUGUCAACAUGAUCAACUGGUCUGGACAGAUGUCGGAUGAGAAGCGCAACGAAGGCCAGCUCAUGUGUGAUGUUCUUGGUAUCGAAUCCUUGGUCGACGAGAUUACCUACAAGAAGGCUGCCGAGGCUGCAGAUGUAGCAACAGCCAGCGCCAUCCUGGGUCCCUUCUUCCGUCACGACCAUCCCACACUUCCAAAGGGCGCCAACAUUAGCCACGACACGCCCGCGGAUGCCGAGCCAGUGUACAUGCACGGUAAAGUGAUGUGUGCAAAGACCAAGAAACCGCUCAAGGGCGCAACAAUCGAUGUAUGGGAGUGCUCGACGAACGGCUACUAUGAGCAACAAGAUCCCAACCAGAAAGAUCUGAACCUCCGAGGCAAGUUUGAGACGGAUGAGAACGGCGAAUAUGCGUACUACGCCAUUCGGCCAACACCAUACCCCAUCCCAUACGACGGACCGGCCGGCAAGCUUCUGCAGCUUCUGGAUCGUCACCCAUACCGUCCGGCGCACAUUCACUUGAUUGUUCUCGUGGAAGGCUACAAGCCCAUCACGACCCAGAUUUUCGACAAGGACAGCCCGUAUCUUGACGAUGACUCGGUUUUUGCUGUGAAGGACUCCCUUGUUGUUGACUUUGUGCCUCUCGAGGGUGACAAGACUGCUAAGAAGCAGCUCAAGUACGACAUCAUGAUGGCUCCAUUGGAUUCUAAGUCAGAAGAUGACGGGCAGCAAUUCCAGCAGAAUUCUUACGGUGAAGUCAACGACGCUGGAAUGCCAGGAGACACGGAUCCAUCCCGACGUCUCACAUUGGACAACGCUCUGGCCGUGGACUUAGCUCGAGACACUACGACGAAAGAUGCAGAAAUUGCUAUUGAGUCACUUCUCGAAUUGUCUGGCGGUAGAUCUGCCGCAAGGACCCCCACCCUGGAAGCAAUACCUGACAUGAUGUUCAACCCUCACCCAAUAACGCAUGCUGAUCCAGGCAGCGGCGUUGAUGUUCAAGAUCCUGCAUCAAGAGCUCCUGUUCCUAAGCUAGCACGUCUACUAAAAGAUGGCCAUGGCAAGUUCAUAUUCGUCGGAGACUCGUCGAACCUGGCAUUCGUCCAAAACAUCCGCAGAUUAGUCAAGGCGGAGAUUGGGGAAAGUGGUCUCACCAGGGAUCCCUUGAGACAUGCCAUGGUGGAAGUCAACGCCAGCAUACCUCUACCCAAGGGUCGGAAAGUGAAGCGGCCCUCAGCGAGCGAGGCUCGGAACCUGGUCAGGCACUACCUGCUCGCCUCCAGCGGCUUCAUUGACCUGUUCGAACAAGGCGAGAUCCUCGAAUCUGUGAGCCGUUGGGCUGCUCUGCCGGAGAAAGAAGAAGACGGCAUCGAGGCCAGUAUAUAUUAUCUCGUUCUUGCCAUCGGCACGCAAGUCAAGCUCGGGUCCGAGGGAAGAGAGGUCAACGAGCAAGGAGUCAGCCCUGGUGUCGACGGCGCGCCUUCUGUUGCUGAAGUGUACCUGCAACGGGGGCGUGAACUGGUAGCCGCCAGCUUCAUGGACGAUCCGUCCGUCAUGACGAUCCAGAGCUACGCCCUCAUCACGUUUUUCAUGCUCACUGCGUGUCGGCGAAAUGGUGCGUUCAUGCUACUCGGUAUCGCCGUGCGAGCGGCAUAUGCACUGGGUCUGCACAGAGGCGACAUCAGCCGGCUCUUCGAGCAGAAAGAGCGUGAGACUAGAGAACGAGUGUGGAAGAGCUUGCGCAUGUUGGACUUAUACAUGAGUGCCAGUCUUGGUCGACCGCCUGCGACGAGUGAAGUGGACGGCGGGAGUGUGAGUUGGGACGCAAAGUCAAGAGACUAUGAGACUAUCCAAAUGGCAGGGCUCAACAGCUCGGCAAUGCUGAGGAUAUGCUUCAUCUUCGAGCGCAUCAUGAACGAGGUCUACUGCCGGAGGGAAGUAAGCGUACAGCUUGUUGAGAGCAUAAGUCGGCAGUACAGGGAUUGGACGCUACAGCUUCCUGCUGGUCUGCACCAAGACGGGCUGGAUCAAACGCCUGGCAGUGGUUCGCCGACGUUGCAGCAGACCAUCGGUGUUGCACAUUUGAAAAGCGCGUACUACUGGAGCAUCAUUCUGUUGACGCGGCCGUUCUUGAUAUUCAAGGUCAGUGGGAAGCUGAAGAGGCGGAGGAAACAGCAGCAGUUGCAUUCCAACCAGCAACAGAGCAUGACCGGCGGCGGCGAAGAAGAGGAGGAGGAUAAGGCCGGACCAGCUGUCGCGAGUGGCAGCAGCAGUGAGGUCACCAGUACUCUGAGCGAGGCUUGCAUCGAUGCAGCGCUGAGGAGCGUGGAGAUCGCGAGCGAUCUCGUGCACACGCCUGGCGUACCAAAGCGAUUGUUUGUGGUCACCAACUCUUCAUUUGUAAGCGCCAUGGUGAUUGGCUUCUCCAUUUUUGGAGACUUCGACCGCAACUUUCCUCUCCUCAGCAGCCUCGACCAGGCAAUCUCUGUCCUGUCCGUCAUGGCCAGAGACGACCCAUCCGCGCGACGAUACGAGCAGAUUACCGGCCACCUCCGCGAUGCUGCCAUGGAACACAUUCGUCGCCGAGAACAACGAGAAUUGCACAGGCGGCGGAAAGAUAUUCACAACAUCUUCGGCGACCCGAUCAAGGAGACUCCCGAAUUGCCGAAACUCGCUGAUCAGAAUCAAAACCAGAACCAGAAUCAGAUGCAGCAGCAGCAGCCGAUGAACGACAUGAUGACACAGGGCUUUGACACAGGGUUCGGUAUCUUCAACGAUGCGAUACAACAGCAGGAGCCGUGGUCGAUCAACUUCGACAUGCCUGCUGAGGGGCGAGGGCCAGUGUUGACCACGUCUGGGAACCUGGCAGAUGAGGCUGAAGCGCAACAGCAGUUCGCUUUCCCGACUUAUGGUUUCGAUCAAUUGGCAGGAUUGAACGAAGUCUCUCCGGCUGGGUCUGGAAUACCCAGCCUCCCAUCGUAUGCGGAGGAAUUUCCGCUGUUCUCGUUGAUGACGGACUAUGAUCAGCUGCAGGAUCCUUACCAGAUGGGCGUGACUUGA